AUCUAUUCACUUCCGCCACCAAAACUUUCUCUUCAAAUUUAUCUUACUUUCUUGCAAACCAAACACGAUUUAUUCAUCUUCAAAUCGUCCUAGCAAUGGCUCGUACCAAGCAAACAGCUAGAAAAUCAACCGGCGGAAAAGCCCCAAGGAAGCAGCUUGCCACAAAAGCCGCUCGGAAGUCGGCUCCGGCAACCGGCGGAGUUAAGAAGCCUCAUCGUUUCAGGCCAGGAACCGUGGCUUUGAGAGAAAUCCGUAAGUAUCAGAAGAGUACGGAAUUGUUGAUCAGGAAGCUUCCUUUCCAGAGGCUGGUGAGGGAAAUCGCUCAAGAUUUCAAGACCGAUUUGAGGUUCCAAAGCAGCGCCGUUGCUGCUCUUCAAGAAGCGGCUGAAGCUUAUCUCGUUGGAUUGUUUGAAGACACUAAUCUGUGCGCUAUCCAUGCUAAAAGGGUUACAAUCAUGCCCAAGGAUAUCCAGCUUGCUAGGAGGAUCAGAGGAGAAAGAGCUUAGAUUACCUGUAUCUAGUGUAUUAAUUAUGGAAUUAAGGGAAAUCUAGGGUUUCUUUCCGUGUCGUGUAAUUUGCUUUCUGUGCAAAAUUUGGAUGUAAGGUGGAAUUAUAAUGAAGGUCCUAUGUUUUUGUUGGU
This is a messenger RNA of Hibiscus syriacus, 640 nucleotides long. Its product is annotated as histone H3.2. Gene Ontology annotation, cellular component: nucleosome. NCBI's taxonomy places the organism in Eukaryota, Viridiplantae, Streptophyta, Magnoliopsida, Malvales, Malvaceae. The record is from RefSeq and is a predicted model, not a curated record. Bases 96 to 506 code for a protein of 136 amino acids. Gene Ontology annotation, molecular function: protein heterodimerization activity; DNA binding; structural constituent of chromatin. The transcript has a single exon.